This is a messenger RNA of Spodoptera exigua (beet armyworm), 708 nucleotides long. NCBI's taxonomy places the organism in Eukaryota, Metazoa, Arthropoda, Insecta, Lepidoptera, Noctuidae. The record is from the annotation of a GenBank genome assembly.
AUGCUGGUGGUGCCGCGGGUGCGCACCAACCUGCUGGGGCGCGCGCCGCUCACUCGUGCGCUGCGCACGCUCAACGCGGUGGCUAAUGUCAUUGACAUAUUUAACUAUACACUGAGCGAGUUCACAAGGAUGAUACAGUCGGCAAACGAGCAGACGGAUUACCUGAUGGGACUAUCAAUCGUCUCUUCUUUCUGCGAAGCAGUGAUGCUUGCAAAGGAGGAGGCGGAGCGCGUGAUGGAACUAUCCUCCUCACGCCCCAACCGACGCAGUAGGCGACAUUCCGGUCGUCGGGGAUCGAGAGAUGAUCUCCGGCCACCAUUCGUGGUUUUCAUAGUAAAAGUUAUCGGCUGCAUGAUGAAAAAGCAAAAUAGAUCAACUUUUAAAAACACCCUACAUGCCCAAUACCAUAUAAACAAUUAUGAAGUGUGGGAGAGCCAUGCUUCGGCACGAAUGAGUCGGCUCGACCGGAGUGAUACCACGGCCUCACAUAAGACCGACGUGAAACAACCACAGCGUUGUGUUUCACCGUUUCGUUUUGGAGCCGGAAUUACAAGUUGCCGAUCUUUUGAGCAUCAGUGUUUUGGAGAUUUAGGGAUCGAUGAAAGAUUGGGGGAGAAGAAGGGUUCGGCGUCUGACGCGUUAAAAUCGGAUUAUCCGAACGGACGAGACGGAUAUUUCGAGAAGGUUAUCCGGGUAGAUUCAGAAUAA